This is a messenger RNA of Capsella rubella, 1932 nucleotides long. Its product is annotated as RNA-binding protein 39. Gene Ontology annotation, biological process: mRNA processing. Bases 69 to 1721 code for a protein of 550 amino acids. Gene Ontology annotation, molecular function: RNA binding. The transcript has 13 exons. NCBI's taxonomy places the organism in Eukaryota, Viridiplantae, Streptophyta, Magnoliopsida, Brassicales, Brassicaceae. The record is from RefSeq and is a predicted model, not a curated record. Gene Ontology annotation, cellular component: nucleus.
CCUAAUUUUUGGUACCGUCUUCUCUGUUGAAUCUGUUCUCCAUCACUUAGGGUAUCUUAUCUUCUACGAUGGACUUUGAUGAGUAUGAGUACUUAGAGAAGACUGUUGAGAAUCCCCUCCUGGAGAAUGAAGUUGUGAAUGGUGGUGAUGAGAAAGCCAAAUCUGAAGGGAAAGAACGGAGUAGAAGCUCGAGGCAUCGGAGCGAUGAAGAUGAGGAGGGUCGGCGUUCUAAGCGGUCUAGAUCCCACCACCGUUCACGUUCUAGAGAUAGGCAUAGGAGUAGCCGGGAGCACAGGGACAAGGAUAGGGAUAGAGAUCAUGAGAAGAGUAGAGAUAAAGAAGAAAGAAACGGGAAAGAGAGAGAGAGGGACAAAGACAGUAAAGGACGUGACCAUGAAAAAGAACGUUCAAGGAGAAGUAGAAGUCGAUCAGAGCGACAUCGGAGUCAGGAAAGAGAGAAGAGCCAGGAAAUUGAACCUAAGGAAAGAGAGAUCAAGGAACGGGAUAGAGAUCGCAGACGCCAUAAAGAUAAAAAGGAGGAUAAGGUAGAGCCUGAGGCUGAUCCUGAGAGAGACCAGAGAACAGUUUUUGCCUAUCAGAUUGCGUUGAGGGCAACUGAAAGGGAUGUUUAUGAGUUCUUUUCCAGAGCUGGAAAGGUACGGGAUGUACGGAUAAUUAUGGAUCGAAUUUCGAGGCGUUCAAGGGGAAUCGGGUAUGUGGAGUUUUAUGAUACAAUGUCUGUCCCUAUGGCUAUUGCUCUAUCUGGACAACCUCUUCUUGGUCAGCCUGUUAUGGUAAAACCUUCUGAAGCUGAGAAGAAUCUUGUUCAGUCAACAACUGCUGCUGCUGGAGCUGGGGGGAUGUUGGGCCCCUACUCUGGGGGAGCUAGACGUCUUUAUGUUGGUAACCUCCACAUUAACAUGUCAGAAGAUGAUCUGCGAAAGGUAUUUGAACCAUUCGGGAGUGUGGAGCUGGUGCAAGUACCUCGUGAUGAAACUGGCCUCUGCAAAGGUUUUGGUUUUGUUCAGUUCGCCCGCCUAGAGGAUGCUAGGAAUGCACUGAAUCUAAAUGGGCAGUUGGAGAUUGCAGGUCGUGCAAUCAAGGUGUCAGCUGUAACUGAUCAAACUGAAGUCCCAGAAGCUGGACAGACGCAAACCACCGGUGAUUUGGAUGAUGAUGAUGGAGGAGGCCUGUCUCUGAAUGCACAAUCGCGUGCGCUUCUCAUGCAAAAGCUUGAUCGCAGUGGAACGGCAUCAAGCACUGGCCUUACUACAGCUGCAUCAAUUCACGGAGGAGUUUCUACAAUCUCUCCAUUGGCAGCUCCUGCUCUUUUACAAGGGUCUUUUCCUGCAGUUGCUGGACUCGCAGGGGCCGGCAUUAUUCCUGGUGUAAUACCAGCUGUGCUUGACCCAGUUGGUAUCCCCAGCGAAUGUCUGCUGCUUAAAAACAUGUUUGAUCCAUCCACAGAGACUGAACCUCAUUUUGACGAGGAUAUAAAAGAAGAUGUCAAAGAAGAAUGCUCCAAGUUCGGACAGCUGGAUCAUAUCUACGUUGACAAGAACAGCGUUGGUUUUGUCUACCUGAGAUUUGAGAAUACGCAAGCAGCCAUGGGUGCACAACGUGCUCUCCAUGGAAGAUGGUUUGCUGGAAAGAUGAUUACUGCCACUUACAUGACUACAGAGGUUUACGAGGCCAAAUUCCCCGAGAGUAAGGUCGGUUAAAGGUGCCUGCCGGAGACUAAGUUUAUAAUUAUGGUUGAAGUAUAAAGAAAAGAUAAAAUCUACGGUGGUAAUGUUAACUGUCCUAAUCCAAUCUUGUGUCAAGAUUUAUGUUUAUGGUUUUUACCCACUUGUAUUUUUAAGUCUCGGUAUUGUGUGUUAACUUUGACACCCUUUUUAAAAAGUUUUUUAAUUCAGUAUUUUGUUAAACUUA